Mya arenaria is the source of this 345-nucleotide messenger RNA. Its product is annotated as acanthoscurrin-1-like. Lineage: Eukaryota; Metazoa; Mollusca; Bivalvia; Myida; Myidae. The transcript has 2 exons. The record is from RefSeq and is a predicted model, not a curated record. Bases 1 to 345 code for a protein of 114 amino acids.
AUGUCGCUCAAGGUCCUGAUCUUGGCCGUGGUGGCCACCGUUGCUACCGCCAAUAUGUAUGGCAGUUACGGAGGAGGCGGUUAUGGAGGUGGCCUUGGAGGCUGGGGCGGGGGCCUUAGCGGUGGCUGGGGCGGGGGCUGGGGUGGGGGCCUUAGCGGGGGCUUUGGCGGCCAUGGCGGAGGCUGGGGUGGAAUUGGUGGCGGAUACGGCGGCUAUGGUGGAUAUGGCGGCGGUCUUAGCGGAUUCGGAGGCGGUCUUGGUGGACUAAGCGGCGGUUUCGGUGUAAUAGGCAGCGGUUUUGGUAGAAUCGGCGGCGGCCAUGGUGGAUACGGCAGAAGCUACUAG